AUGGACAUCACGCCAGAAUUCAACGAGCUCCUGCGGAAGCGUAAUGCGCCAAUCGUCACCGAGAAGAAGCUCAGCCUCGAAGCGAUUGACGGUUUUCUCAAAGAGGCUUACAGAAUAAACCACCACAUAACGAGCCUCCACAACGAACUCAAAGAUGUUCGGCAAGCCUACCUCUCGACCGCGCAGCCGCGCAAGACGCACUUCCGACCGGGGAGCAACGCGAGCCAACCCCGUCACCUCACCGACCGCGACCGUGAAGAGGUCGAUGCCAAUGCGAAGCAGAUGCUCCGUGAGCUAAACGCUAGCAUUACCGCCCUCAAGGAUGCGGAGCUGCUCCGCCGUGAGACGGAGACGGCCGUCAUCCGCAAGAAGUACGCCCGCGGUCUGGGCGCGCUCGGUGCAUGGGCUGCCGGCGCCGCCGCCGGUGGUGGUGCAUCGAGCGACAGCGGGAAGACGGCGGAGCACCUGGCGGCCGAGGCCAAGGCGCGGACCAUCGAGCAGCACCGCGACGAGGUCAUCCAGUCGCUGAGGCAGGGGCUGCAGCUGUGCGGGAGGACGCAGCAGGAUAUGAUGGAGGUGCGGCUGACGAGGGAGAUGGAGAAGAACCGCAGCGUGCUGGCCAAGGCUGGGGGCGGAAGCGCGAUGCCCGAGCUGGGAGGGUUCUACGAGUCGAUGAGCAAGAGCGCCGCCGCGGCGAAGAGGCCGUCGAAGUCUGGGUUGCCGCCGGACGAGGGCGGGUCGUACAAUCCGCAGGAAGACCUCACGGAAGAGCAGAUUCAGUUGUUUGAGAAGGGCAACCAGGAUAUGCUGCAGCAUUACAACAGCACGUUGGACAAAGUCAGGACGGCCGAGAAGUCGUUGCUCGAGAUCGCGGAGCUGCAGACGCUGCUCGUGGGCAACCUGGCGACGCAGUCGGCGCACAUUGAGCAGCUCGUGGCGGACUCGGAGAAUAUUACGCAGGACGUCGGAGGCGGAAACAAGCAGCUCAAGAAGGCGACGCAGCGGCCCAGCGCGGCGAGGUACACGUUCUUCGCGUCGGCGGGGCUGUGCGCGUUUUUGAUUCUCUGGGACUUGAUAAUAUAA
Molecule: messenger RNA, 1083 nt
Organism: Colletotrichum spaethianum
Lineage: Eukaryota; Fungi; Ascomycota; Sordariomycetes; Glomerellales; Glomerellaceae
Product: syntaxin-6
Exons: 3
Coding region: 1-1083 (360 amino acids)
Biological process (GO): retrograde vesicle-mediated transport, Golgi to endoplasmic reticulum
Cellular component (GO): endoplasmic reticulum; SNARE complex
Source: RefSeq, a predicted model, not a curated record